Molecule: messenger RNA, 634 nt
Organism: Prorocentrum cordatum
Lineage: Eukaryota; Dinophyceae; Prorocentrales; Prorocentraceae
Source: the annotation of a GenBank genome assembly
GUACCGAAUCAUCCAGAUGAUUACGUACGAGACCACCUGGCGUGCGAUGAUGUGUUCUGCCAACUACUUGGGUGCAUCGGGCUUGGUGUGGAUGGUCUACGGCUUCUACAACAGGGGCUUCUACAGCACCCUCGACGCCCCAGACCUGUCGCAGUGGAGCUGCGAUGCGGCCAUGCUGCGCCAGAUGUCCAACAACGCGAUCUUCGCCACGAGCUUCAUGUGGGCCACGGACAGGGAGCACGUGAUCGACUGCGACAUGGACGGAGCCAUGACGACCACGUCGUUCAUGGAAGAGUACUACGAGAGGGCGGAGGAGCUCAGCACCGGCCAGACAGUGGCGCGGGGCGGGAGGAAUUACACGACGAACGCCCCGAGGGAGGCAGGGGCGCAGGCCGCGGAUGGCGCCUGCCUGUACGCCCUGGCCCUCUCCAAGCUCAUGGGCUUCGAGCCUGCCAACCUCGCGGCGACUCUCGACUACGCGAGCAAGCGCACGUACAACCUCUCGCAGUUCCAGGCGCGGAGCGCGGAGGCCUACGAGGACAUGAACCAGGUCCUGCAGAGCGCCAGGUUCUACGGGGUGAGCAACAGCCCCUUCGAGUUUCAGUGUGACAAUCUGCCCGAGGAUCGCAUCUGC